This is a messenger RNA of Daphnia carinata, 453 nucleotides long. RefSeq lists its product as uncharacterized. The transcript has a single exon. The coding region runs from base 1 to 453 and encodes 150 amino acids. The record is from RefSeq and is a predicted model, not a curated record. Lineage: Eukaryota; Metazoa; Arthropoda; Branchiopoda; Diplostraca; Daphniidae.
AUGGAAAUUGCGAAAGAUGUGGAGCCAAACACGAGUGAAUUGGACAACGUGGAAUUGGAUCCCUUGGAAGCAGAAGAUGUGGAUACGGAAGCAGAGGCCGUGGAAAAUGUGGAUGUGAAAAGUGCGAAAUUGGAAACGGCGGUAUUGGAAUCAUCGGUAUUGCAAAUGGCCGACAACCAAACCAAUAAACAACAUUCGCAUAUCGACAGCGAAAUCCAAGAAAUACACAAUUCAGACGGUGAUAGCUCAAUUUCUGAUGACGCGUUUAGUAAUCAACAUGAUACCACACCAUUUCCCGAAAACAACGCAGUUGCAAUAAUCUCGAAUCCGAGGCUCGACAGGUGGCGCCUGCCAUCAAUCAACCAGAAAAAUUGCCAUCGCAAAAUGCUACCGGACGCCCGCAAAGAAAUCGAAGACUACCAAUACGUUACAGAAAUUAGAGGCCCUUACUAA